Molecule: messenger RNA, 2034 nt
Organism: Saccostrea echinata
Lineage: Eukaryota; Metazoa; Mollusca; Bivalvia; Ostreida; Ostreidae
Product: dihydrolipoyllysine-residue acetyltransferase component of pyruvate dehydrogenase complex, mitochondrial-like
Exons: 12
Coding region: 57-1592 (511 amino acids)
Biological process (GO): pyruvate decarboxylation to acetyl-CoA
Cellular component (GO): pyruvate dehydrogenase complex
Molecular function (GO): dihydrolipoyllysine-residue acetyltransferase activity
Source: RefSeq, a predicted model, not a curated record
CAACUUCCGGUGACAUUGGGACUUGUAUUUUGGACGAUCGGCAGAACAAACUCGUUAUGCUGCGUCCACAGAGUCUGGCGAGGGUGUUAUCCAAGUGCAAAAAGUCAGGUUCGGUAUCUUUGAGAGUAGCCUCCACAAAAUCUGCCAGUGCGGCUAGGGCAUUCAGCAGAUUCAAAGGAUAUCCUCAAGUUUCAAAAGGAAGUAAUCUUUUAAGAGUGUCAGAGAGCAAUGUAUUCAACAGAUAUUACAGUUCUGCAGACUUGCCCACCCAUUCAAAAGUUGUCCUUCCUGCUUUGUCUCCUACAAUGGAGACAGGAACUAUCAGUAAAUGGCAGAAGAAGGAGGGGGAUAAGGUCUCCGAGGGGGACCUGUUAGCUGACAUUGAGACAGAUAAAGCCACCAUGGGAUUUGAAGCCUCAGAGGAGGGGUACAUUGCCAGGAUAUUUGUGGAGGAGGGUACCAAAGAUAUUCCCAUAGGAAAGCUGUUGUGUAUAAUCGUGGAAGAGGAGGGAGAUAUUGCAGCAUUUAAGGAUUAUGUUCCCAAACCGGAGGAUGACCAACCACCGGGUGGGUCAAAGCCAGCUUCUACACCCCCACCACCCCCUCCACCACCUCCAAAGGCAGCUCCACCACCUCCUCCUCCCAAGGUGACAGCACCACCCCCGCCACCUGUGGCAGCAGCUCCAGUGACACCACCACCACCUGUGGCAGCAGCGCCACAACCUGUAGCAGGUGGUGGAGUCCCAGCCACACCUUAUGCAAAGAAACUUGCAGCAGAGCGUGGAGUGGAUCUUUCUAUGGUGACCGGGUCAGGACAGGGAGGGGUCAUUCAGGCGGAGGACGUCCUAAGAUUCCAGGCCCCAGCAGUACCCUCACCUGUCAUGGCACCAGGGGCGGAGUACACAGACAUUGAGCUAUCAGGCAUGAGAAAGACAAUUGCUAAACGAUUGCUGGAGUCCAAACAGACUGUUCCACAUUACUAUCUGACCAUAGAUGUCAACAUGGAUGGAAUUUUACAGCUUAGAAAGGAGCUGAAUGAUAUUCUCUCCAAGGAUAAAAUUAAGUUGUCAGUAAAUGACUUUAUUAUCAAAGCCUCAGCAUUAGCUUGUAAGAGAGUUCCAGAGGCUAAUUCAUCAUGGCAGGGAGACUUCAUCAGGCAAUACAAUUCUGUUGAUGUUAAUGUUGCUGUGGCUACAGAUGCAGGGUUAAUUACUCCAAUAGUUAGCAGAGCUGAUAUCAAGGGACUUUCAAAUAUCAAUCAAGAUGUACAAUUACUAGCUGCCAAAGCAAAAGAAGGAAGAUUACAACCACAUGAAUUUCAGGGAGGAACAUUCACCAUCUCCAAUUUAGGGAUGUUUGGAAUUAAAUCCUUUUCAGCAGUAAUAAAUCCGCCUCAGGCCUGUAUUUUGGCUGUUGGGGGAGCAGAGAAAAGACUCGUAGUAGAUGAAGAUAGCAAUUCUGGAUACCGAGCUGCUAACAUGAUGUCGGUAACGCUAAGCUGUGACCACAGAGUAGUAGAUGGUGCGGUGGGAGCUCAGUGGUUAGCAGAAUUCAAGAAAUUUAUGGAGAAACCAGAGACCAUGCUAUUAUAGCAGACCCUUUGUUGACGUUCUAGGAAAUUUUAAGAAUUUACAUUAGUGCUUAUGAAUUUUAAGGGAGACAACUCAGUAGACAAUGUAAGUGGAACCUCGGCACACACAAAACUGGAUGAUGCGAAUCUCAUUAUGACAAGUUGUGGGAUAAAUGUUACUGUGUCUUAGGAGUUUUAUAUGUAAACAAGUGCUGUUUGUUUAACAACUGUACAUGUAUAUUUAUUGGCAUACUUUUGACAUAUGCUUGGUUAUAUAAAUGUUCUGGCUUUCAAGUAAGAAUAUUUUGGUCUGGGUCAGUGCAUCAUCUCAGUAUAUAUGUUGAUAUACUGCCAUGCUAUAUUUACAGGUAAAGAAUUAUGUUUAAUAAUUUUUCAUUACUGUUCAUGGAUUUUAAUUGUUUUUUUUUUUAAUGUUAUCAAAAAUAAAUAUAUGUGUACCAAGA